This is a messenger RNA of Lutzomyia longipalpis, 1820 nucleotides long. It is a transcript of the gene nesd, whose product is annotated as protein nessun dorma. Gene Ontology annotation, biological process: male meiosis cytokinesis; spermatogenesis. The record is from RefSeq and is a predicted model, not a curated record. The transcript has 4 exons. The coding region runs from base 107 to 1681 and encodes 524 amino acids. Lineage: Eukaryota; Metazoa; Arthropoda; Insecta; Diptera; Psychodidae.
CCCUGGAAAUUUCCCAUCAAGUUUGAGUAAAGUUCGUUUGUGAGACGCCAAAAUUUCCAAUUUCCUGCCAAAAAAAGUAUUUAAUUUGCAAAUCUCCGGCUACAGGAUGGAAGUUUACGAAUUCACAAAGACCUACGAGGAGAGGUAUCAUGAGAUUCAGCGUGUUUUCCAGAAGAAGGACAAUCCCAUUCCAGCAUCGCGAGUUCGUUUGGAAUUUCUCAUUUUCCUGGAAAAGUUCUUCAACAUUCCAGAAUGGCAGGCCUUGUGGAAAAUCCCACGAUUUCGCUGCGAGAAGAUGAACUUGAAAUUCCCAUCAAAUAUUCUGGGUUUGGUGUCAUCGGUGGACUUUACAACCGGCAUUGGGAAGUUUUCCCCAUGUGUGGAUGAUUUGCCGGAAAAUGAGGAACUCGAGGAGGAGUACAAUGUGCCAAUUGAGCAGCUGUGGGUGAGCAUGGAGCAGGAUGAUCCGAAAUUCAAAGCUGACGAAGCAGCUGAAGCCAUUGAUGCUUUCCGGUACUUCCUCACGUACAUUUGGCUCCCCUGGGAUGCUCAGGAGUCCGAUCAUGUGGACUAUUUCGGCAAAUUUGUCCUCAUGCGCCUCCAAAUGCUGUGUGACAUGAAAACCGGGAAGAUUCGUCGCUCAACAGCUGCUCACAUCCGGGAACUUCUCGUUGAGACACGUCGCCUGAGUGAAAUACGGGAUAUUGUGCAGGAAGAUGAGCCCUCAGAGGAGCUGCCCAAAGUGGAGAUUCUCGUGAAGAUCAAUGCACAGCUGAAUCUCCUGCAGGCGAAGCUGACAAUGCUGCAGGAUGCCUCCCUGAGAGAAAUCUACGAAGCAGCUCAUCUGGAUAUUCCUGAUAAAUAUGAUUUUAUCAUUGUUACGGAGUCUCAGGAUAGAUUAUCCGAUAUUCUCGGGCAUGUGGGGAAUAUUGAUUCCGGGAGAUUCUGCAAUACCCUCCAGAAUGCUCUGAUGUCCUCAAAUGCAAGCGAUAGGAUCUACAUUGGCUCAGGGAAGCACACAAUUGGCUUCCGGGAGUAUUUCAAUAGUUCCGGAUCAAUUUGUGGUGUGAAGAAACUUGAGAAUGUGCCCGAAAGAACGGAGGGUGGUCUCAAACCACAGGAUGUACCAAUUGUAUGCUCAGAGAUGCAGGAUCACUUCCUGUUUGUCUGCAAUGGGGAGUUUACCUUUGAAAAUAUCCUCUUUGACUGCAGCAACGUCAAGUACGGCUUCAUCUGUCAGGAUCAGGCCAAGCUCACCCUCCGGAAUUGCAUUAUUCGCGGCAAUAUGAGGCAGAGUGAAUGCGGAAUUGAUCUUAAGGGCAGUGGAUCAGCCAUCCUGGAGAAUUGUCUCAUCAUCGACUGUUUCUACGGGAUUGGCAUGAAGAGUGGCACAAAAGUCGAUCUAAUCGGCACGGAUAUUGUUCGAUGUGAAUAUGGGAUCUUCCUGGAGGAUGACUGUGAUGUUACCCUUGAGAAUUCCAACUUCCGCGAAUGCACAAAUUUCGGGAUUUAUCUGGAGAACGUGAAAUGCAACGGCGAGAUUGAUGAGCGAGAAUUUAGCGAUCUUGCCGAUCUUCAGUGUCUUCCGGGCUUCCAGAUUUCCGGAAAUUGUGCAGGAAAUGCCCUAAUUGAAGCGGAAAAGAUGGAUGUGGAAGUUGUGGAUGUUACUGGGGAUGAUUGAGGGACUUGUUGCAUUCCGGAAGUUGCUUGUAAAUUGAUUGAAAAUCUAUUUUUUUUUAUUCGGAAUUUAUGUUACGUACUAAUGCUAGUUGAUAUUAUGUGAAGAAUUUUAAAAGAAAUAUAUUAUUUUUUCAUUAAAA